Molecule: messenger RNA, 3092 nt
Organism: Micropterus dolomieu (smallmouth bass)
Lineage: Eukaryota; Metazoa; Chordata; Actinopteri; Centrarchiformes; Centrarchidae
Exons: 2
Coding region: 72-1139 (355 amino acids)
Source: RefSeq, a predicted model, not a curated record
GAGUCCUGUCAGAAGCCACUGGGACUAAGGUUGUUAUUCUAACAGAGGACAGCCAUGGCAGACUUACCAAGAUGCAGGAGCUGAGCCCAGGAGCUAAAGCCACCAAUCAAACUGUGACACUGAUCUACAGACCAAAGAGUGCCCAACACCCAGACGGCCAUUAUGACGUGCGCAUCAAUAACCAGACAGUAAACAUAGACAGCGAGAGCAAGAGCUGCCUGUUUCACGCUUUGGCACGAGGCAUGAAACCGGAGGCCAGGGAAGAAGAGAUCGCUUUAGAAGCAGACCGCCUCCGAUCUGUGGAGGCCGACACUCUCCUCAGACAUCCAGGCCAAUGGGAGCCUUUCAUCAAGCGCAAAGAGUGGACUGAAGCAAUCAGAGGAGGGGACUGGUACAUGGCAGAGGGAGCUGCACCAGCAAAGAAAAAAAUCAAACUCAUGAAAGAAACUGAGGAAGCUCUUGAGCAAGAAACUGGGCAAGUGAAACUGUACGAAGAGUGGCAGCAGGAUUCAAAGGACAGAAAAGGAAUUGGAAAGUUCAUCAAUGGAGAUCACCAACCACCAGUAAACAGUAUACUGAAAGCAAAUGAAUUGAACCAGAAUAGUAAAUUAGCUACAGCUAUGCUUGAGGUGGCAACAUCCUCUUCUCCUCUGGAUAAAAAGCUUAUAGAGGACGUAUACAACACUCAUGGGCUUGGGCUUCCAACUGUUUAUGUGCCAGAAGAGGUGCAUCGUGAGUUCCCCAGUACAAAAUCUCAAAGAUUCAGGGACUUACUGGCUGAAACCAUAAGCAAGGAUGAUGUUGCGGCCACCUUCAAACUGACCAUCCUUGGUGCAAUGCCCUUAUGUAUGCUGGCUCCAGUAAGAACUACAAUGAGGGUCAACAAUUUUGACCAAAAGAAAAUGAGUCCCACCAGGCUGAAGGUUUUCCAGGACAGUUUUCCAGAACAUUCUAAAGCAUUAGUGGAUAAAUGGUUCAACCUCCUGGGACACAAAACAGAUCUCAUGAAACCAGAGAUUAAAAAAGAAAUGGAGGACUGGAUCAAUGCUAAAAAAUAUGAAGAUCAAAAUGAUCCCUUCAGGAACCAAGUCAUCAGCACCCUUCAAAGUGUAUCGAAACCUGGCAAUGUGACUGAUUGAACUGAAGAAGUAAAAUGAAAACUACAGAGAUCUUCCAGCUCCAGGUUCAUCAUCAAGAGACCUCUCUGAAGAUGUAUCAUGAGAAUCACUUUUCCUUUGGUUUAAUUCAAAAUAACUUUUUACUAUCCAGGGGGCUCAUUACAGAAACAAUCCUAACUGCUUGUCCUGUCUCAUCUCAAAAGUGAAAGAAAGGAAAUAUAAAGAUUAUUCUACUUUACCUUUGAAUUCCAUAAUGGAAAUUGGACAUUGAUGGAUUGGCAAACUAUUAUAGAAACUGUAAUUACUAUUAUAAUUGUUAGCAUGCCUAUUUUACAACAGUUGCCCUUGGCCACAUUAUUCUGUGGUAGUGAGUCGUAAACACCCCACUUAAAUGUACAACAUUACUGUCCAUUUGUCCUGGUGUACCUGGAAAUCUGACAGGUCUGUGCUGUUUUAUAGUGAAGACUCACAAUGUUUGAUUUUAGCUUCUUGGAUGCUUCAGUGAAGUCUGAAUCCUGACUAUAGGUAAAACAAUCUAAAGUUAGAAAACCUCAGUCUGUAAUGGGAAAAGAUUUAGGAUGUGUCUUUAAUGAGGACCCCUGGUUUGUUUGUUUUUACAGUACAAAUCUUUUUUUCACUGUUUUAAAGAACAUCAAAAAGAAGAAAAGUUUAAAUAUCAAUGUUGGACUAUAAAUUAUUCCUGAUAUGGUUUUGUUAUUGAAAUGCCAUACAUAUUUCCUCCUGUGUGCUGAACUGCUUCAUUAAUUUGAUUGUUUUUUAAUAAGAAAUAUCUUCAUGUGCAGGACUGUGUCCUCAUGGUUCAUUCCAUUAAUGGGAAACACUUUUACUGUUAGACAUAGCUUUUAUAUUGAUGCUCUCAUCCAGAGCAAUUGAUAAACAAAAGUGUUGAUUUUCAUUAAAUAUCAUCUCAGGAUAUCAUUUAAGAUCACAUAGAUAACAGUGAAGAGAAUGCUCUUCUUUUUAUUUUCCUCUUUCUGUUCUCGUCAUUUCUUCCUCAGAAUAUUUUGUCUUUCAUUAUCUUCUCAUAGUGUGCUGAUUGUGGUAGCCUCAACAAAUAGAAAAAAUUAAUCAACCAUAUGUAUCAAUUAAUGGAGCGAGCUAGCGACUAGCUAACUUUUGCUAACUUUCAAUUCUUAUUAUACAAGCAAAGACCUUUUUAUUAGUGUGAGCACCUGCAGGCCAACCCGUUCUCACUCCCAUGUCGUCACAUAUGGACGCAUGGUCAAGAGCCAUAGUUGUCAGUCUGUGACACACUGGGGAUCCCUUUACCGUCACAGUUCAACACAGUGGGGGGAGCGGGAGCCCUGUAGCGUCAGUUUGUGACAGUAAGGCAGGUAUAUGAUGUUUAACAGAACAGACAGAGUAAGGAGGUGGUUGCUGUGGAUGGAGGGCCAGAGCCCGGACUUUGAAACAGAAAGUCAACAUUAAAUAUUUUUAUUUCGGCAAAUUACGUAAAUUGACCGUGGAGCCCUAAACGUCAAUAACUCUAAAGGGCCUUGACAAAGCGUCAAUAUGUGACAAUUCAUGUUGUGCAGGCAGGUGCAGAGAAAAAGUGAGAAACUGUACGUAACUGGGAAUAAUGCUGGGGAAUUAUGUAAAAUAGGAAAUGAUGUCAUGUAGGGAAAUGAUUGUGGGAAAUAUUAGAGGAUAAAGCUUGAGAUGUGCCUCAGACAUGGAUGAUUAGUUGCUGAGCUGCUGAUUGGAUGAAGAGAAUAGAGGCGGGGCUCAGAGAGGGUGAAACAGAGCUGAUCAAAUCCCAGACACAGUUUGGAUGGCAGGAAUGCUCUUAACAAAGAUCCGUUCACUUGGUGAAUUCUUCCACCAUAAAGUGAUCUUGCUACCUUCAGAUCCACCAGGUUGCAUCCAGUUCUCAUUUUCCUAAAUCCUGUUUGUCUCUGAGCCCCUGCUCUGUGUCUACAGCAGCUCAUGCUUUGUCUUACAGAUGCUGUCAAA